UCGUUCAACAAAGUCAACUUGCAACCUCAUCGUCGAUUCAUUUGUCGCUACAAACAGUGCAGUGGAUAAAAGCGAUGGCCGAAAACCCUUCCGUACCCUUCUCGAAGCAACUGCGCAUCGCCACUCGGGACAUUCACAGCGUAAGCGAUGCGCUCGUGAACGCCAAGCUUGCCUUCGCUCUCUACGACAACCGGGUGUGGGCCGAAGGACUGUUAAUUUUCUACGACAUUUUCAAGCACCUCGAACGGCGUGUGCCUCACGAUUUCCUGCCCCCGGAACUGCACCGUACGGCCGAGUUCGAACAGGACCUGCGGCACUACCUUGGCGAUGGCUGGGAACGGAAGCACACCCCGAAGCCAGAAGUGCGUGCGUAUCUGAAGUAUUUGCUGGAAAUCGAACGCGAAAACCCGAACCUGCUGCUGGCGUACGUGUACCACCUCUACAUGGGCCUUCUGUCGGGUGGACAAAUCUUACAAAAAAGGCGUGCCGUUACGCAACGGCUAAAUCCUUUCCGACGCACGUCCUCGACGGAGGUAGCACAGGGUGCCGCACUGACUGCAUUCGCGGACCAUUCCAUCUACGAGCUGAAGCAGCGGCUGCGCAAGGUGGUGGACGAGUUUGGGGCGCGGAUCGAUGACGAAACGCACCGCCGGAUGCUCGACGAGAGCCGCAAAGUGUUCGAGCUAAACAACACCAUCAUCCGGACGGUGCAAGGUACGGGACGAGCGAACGCGCGCAUUCUGGCGUACCUUGCCGUGGCCGCCGUGGCAAUGCUCGUCGUGCAUUAUGUCGUGCGGAGUAGUAGCACUGAGGCUAGAGAUAAAUAAGUGUGUUGCAUUUUACAUGAAGUUUGAGUGUCACAGAUACAA
This is a messenger RNA of Anopheles bellator, 869 nucleotides long. It is a transcript of the gene Ho, whose product is annotated as heme oxygenase 1. The record is from RefSeq and is a predicted model, not a curated record. Gene Ontology annotation, molecular function: heme oxygenase (decyclizing) activity. Gene Ontology annotation, biological process: heme oxidation. Lineage: Eukaryota; Metazoa; Arthropoda; Insecta; Diptera; Culicidae. The coding region runs from base 75 to 827 and encodes 250 amino acids. The transcript has 2 exons.